Molecule: messenger RNA, 4160 nt
Organism: Hibiscus syriacus
Lineage: Eukaryota; Viridiplantae; Streptophyta; Magnoliopsida; Malvales; Malvaceae
Product: leucine-rich repeat receptor protein kinase EMS1-like
Exons: 1
Coding region: 217-4038 (1273 amino acids)
Biological process (GO): protein phosphorylation
Molecular function (GO): ATP binding; protein kinase activity; protein binding
Source: RefSeq, a predicted model, not a curated record
AACCCACGUGAGCUACGUUGUCCACAGUCUCUGACACACGACUUCUUUGCCAAAAUACCCUUCUCCCUCUAUCUCUGCCAUGUCGCUUCUUCAAGCUUCAAUCUUUUCCCUCUUCUCUGUUUUAUUUAUAUCCCUCUCUUUUUCUUCCCUACUUUGAUCAUUCAUGUCUUUAUCACUGUUUGUUCAUUUCACCCUGUAAAGUUCACUUCUUUGGCCAUGGAGUUUAAGCUUUCGUUUCACUUCCUCUGUUUUCUUCUCCAUUUGUUGUUGUUGGGCGCCAUUAGAGCUCGAGAGGAGCGAAACCCAGAAAGGGAAGCUCUUAUUUCUUUCAAAACAGGGCUUCAGAACCCUCAUCUCCUUUCUGCAUGGAACCGGAAAGCUCAUCACUGUGAAUGGGAUGGUGUCGUGUGCCAACUCGGUCGAGUCACCGUUCUUGCACUUACAACUAGGUCUUUGAAAGGUCCACUCUCUCCGUCCCUUUCCUCCCUCUCCACCCUCACCCUUCUGGACUUGUCCUCCAACUUUCUGUUUGGCCAAAUACCGGUUGAGUUGGCUGAGUUGACUAUGCUGGAGACUCUCAAACUCGGGUCCAAUUUUCUCACCGGAAAAAUCCCUCCGGAGCUCGGCAACCUGAAAGCUCUUCGUACUAUUGAACUUUCCACCAAUGCAUUCAGUGGAACAGUGCCGGCUCAGCUCGGGAAGUUGACUCGGUUAGAGUUCUUGGACCUAGCCAACAAUUUCCUUUCAGGUUCUCUCCCUUUAACUCUCUUCAAAAACCUUCAAUCUUUAACCUCUCUAGAUAUUUCCAACAAUUCAUUCUCUGGUAACAUCCCACCAGAAAUUGGUGACCUUAAAAACCUGACCGCUCUUUACAUUGGUAGUAAUCAAUUCACGGGGCAGUUGCCACCUCAAAUUGGUAACCUUUCACUGCUUCAGAACUUCUUUGCACCCUCCUGUUCCAUAACAGGGCCUUUACCUGAAGAACUAUUCAGUCUAAAGUUGCUUUCCAACCUUGACCUUUCAUAUAACCCAUUGAAAUGUUCCAUCCCAAAAUCCAUAGGAAAGUUGAAGAAUUUGAGUAUAUUGACCCUUGUUUACUCUGAGAUCAAUGGUUCUUUACCAGCACAGCUUGGAGAUUGCCAGAAGUUGGUUAUGUUGAUGCUGUCCUUUAAUUCUAUAUCCGGGUCCUUGCCUGAAGAGCUUUCCAAUUUGCCUAUGUUAACAUUUUCAGCUGAAAUGAAUCAGCUCUCUGGGCCAUUGCCGCCUUGGCUUGGGAAAUGGAACAAAGCGGAGUCAUUGCUGCUUUCGAGCAACCGAUUUUCAGGUAAUAUCCCUCCUGAGAUUGGGAGUUGUUCAAUGCUGAAGCACCUUAGUUUGAGCAAUAACAACUUGUCGGGUGCGAUACCGAGUGAGUUAUGCAAUGCGGAAUCACUUUUGGAGAUUAAUCUUGAUGGCAAUAACCUGUCGAGUACUAUCGAAAAUGUGUUUGUGAAAUGUCGAAAUCUCACUCAGUUGGUUUUGUUUAAGAAUCAUAUCAAUGGUUCAGUGCCCGAGUAUCUUUCAGAGCUUCCAUUGAUGGUUAUUGACCUUGACUCCAACAAUUUCACUGGUAGUAUACCUGUGAGCUUAUGGAGUACAGAAACUUUGAUGGAGUUUUCAGCUGGAAAUAAUAUGCUAGAAGGUUCUUUGCCAGUUGAAAUUGGUAAUGCUGUUACAUUGCAGACCCUUGUUCUUAAUCAUAAUCGCUUGAAGGGCGGUAUACCUAAGGAGAUUGGCAAUCUAACAGCUCUUUCUGUGCUUAACUUGAACUCAAAUUUCUUACAAGGACAUGUACCAGUUGAAAUUGGAGACUGCAGAGGAUUGACAACAUUGGAUCUUGGAAACAACAAUUUGAGUGGAUCAAUCCCGGUGGAACUUGCAGAUUUGCUACUGCUGCAAUGCCUGGUUCUUUCUCACAAUAAUCUAUCAGGUUCAAUCCCUUCAAAACCAUCAUCGUAUUUCAGUCAGGUUAAUAUGCCUGAUUUAAGCUUUGUUCAGCACCAUGGAGUAUUCGAUUUGUCGAACAAUAGAUUGACUGGUCCAAUACCUGAAGAACUGGGAAACUGUGUGGUGGUGGUGGAUCUUCUUCUCAACAACAAUAUGCUCACUGGCAAGAUUCCAGGAUCACUUUCUCGACUGAAAAAUCUUACAACUUUGGAUUUGUCUGGAAAUUUGCUAACAGGUUCAAUUCCUGUUGAAUUUGGUGACUCUCUCAAGCUUCAGGGCUUGUAUUUGGGGAAUAAUGAGCUUACUGGCGCCAUCCCUGAAAGCUUAGGUCAUGUUGGUAGUUUGGUGAAGCUAAACUUGACUGGCAAUAAGUUAUCAGGUGUUAUUCCUGCAAGUUUUGGGAACUUGAAUGAGCUUACUCACUUGGAUUUAAGCCGAAAUGAUCUUAUUGGGGAGCUACCUUCUUCGCUGUCGGAGACUAUUAACCUGGUGGGGCUAUAUGUUCAGCAGAAUAGGCUCUCUGGUGGGGUAGCUAAUCUGUUCUCCGAUUCCCUGUCAUGGAAGGUUGAAGACAUGAAUUUGAGUAACAACAUUUUCAGUGGACACUUGCCACACUCUUUGGGCAAUUUGUCUUAUGUGACUUACUUAGAUCUUCAUGGGAAUAUGUUCACUGGUGAGAUUCCUUCAGAAGUUGGUAACUUGAUGCAACUUGAAUAUUUUGAUGUAUCGGGAAACAGAUUAUCAGGAGAGAUUCCGGAGAAAAUAUGCGAGCUGUUCAAUCUGUUCUACUUGAAUCUGGCAGAAAACCGGUUGGAAGGUCCUGUACCCCGGAAUGGUAUUUGCCAAAACCUGUCAAGGAUUUUACUUGCUGGAAACAAUGAUCUGUGUGGCAGAAUCAUGGGUUUAGAGUGCCGGAUCACAAGUCUCGAGAGAUCCUCUUUGUUAAAUGCUUGGGGCCUUGCUGCGAUCGCAGCUGCAACUGUCUUCAUCAUUUUUACUCUGGCCUUUGUUCUACGGAGAUGGAUUGUGAGUAGUAGUCGGCAAAAUGAUCCGGAAGAAACUGAGGAAACUAAACUGAAGACCUUUAUAGAUCAGGAGCUCUAUUUCUUGGGUAGCAUCAGAUCGAAGGAGCCUCUGAGCAUCAAUGUAGCAAUGUUCCAGCAGCCACUCCUGAAACUCACCUUAGGUGACAUUGUUGAGGGCACCAGUCACUUCUGUAAGACAAAUAUAAUAGGAGAUGGAGGGUUUGGAACGGUUUACAAAGCUAAGUUGCCUAGCGGGAAGACAGUUGCGGUCAAGAAGCUAAGCCAGGCAAAAACACAGGGCAAUCGGGAAUUCAUUGCUGAAAUGGAAACCUUGGGUAAGGUGAAGCACCAAAACCUUGUCCCAUUGCUUGGAUACUGUUCCCUGGGCGAGGAGAAGCUCCUUGUUUAUGAAUACAUGAUCAAUGGAAGUUUGGAUCUUUGGUUGAGGAACCGCACUGGAGCUCUCGAUAUCCUUGACUGGCCAAAACGCUUCAAAAUCGCAGUGGGUGCUGCUCGAGGGUUGGCUUUUCUUCACCACGGUUUCAUCCCUCAUAUCAUCCACAGGGAUAUCAAAGCCAGCAAUAUCUUACUGAGUGAAGACUUUGAACCUAAAGUUGCCGACUUUGGGCUGGCAAGGCUUAUCAGUGCAUGUGAAACGCAUGUUAGCACGGACAUUGCAGGGACUUUGGGUUACAUCCCACCGGAAUACGGACAGAGCAGCAGGUGCAGUGCAAAGGGAGAUGUCUAUAGUUUCGGUGUAAUUCUAAUGGAACUGGUGACGGGAAAAGAACCAACAGGCCCCGAUUUCAAGGAGAUCGAAGGAGGGAACUUGGUCGGGUGGGUGUCGAAGAAGACGAGAAUGGGUCAGGCUGCUGAUGUUUUAGAUGCAAUGGCGUUGAAUGUAGAUUCAAAGCAGAUGAUGCUCAAGGUACUGAGUAUUGCUCAAGUUUGCCUGUCCGAAAAUCCUGCCAAUAGACCAACAAUGCUUCAUGUGCUGAAGCUCCUGGAGGAGAUCAUGGAGGAUUAACCGUCUUUCUGCUUCCAUGUAAUAAUAUUGUAAAGUUUUUUCCCCCUCUACAAACAAGUUGGAAUAUGUAUGGCUACGUUGUCAGAUUCAGUUUCUAAUCUAAUUAUAUAUUUAUCAUCGUC